AUGUAUUUCCGUUUCCGAGACCAUUUGUAUGGUCUUCUUCUGCUUCAUGGCCAGUCACUGAUGGCCCGUUCCAACUCAGAGAUCAUCCUGCCAUUUUCUUCUUGGGUGUCCUACAUACCGAUAUCCGAAAGGACAAUGUCAAGCCGAGAAGGAGGUAAAAAAAAGCCACUGAAGGCACCAAAGAAAAAAGAAGCAGAAGUUGAUGAAGAAGACAUGCAGAGAAAAAUGAAAGAGAGAGAGAAACAAAAAGCACUUGAAGCAGCCAAACAGCGGGCAUCGAAACCUGGUCCACUUGUUGGGGGUGGUAUAAAGAAGUCUGGAAAGAAGUGACAGCAUUUAUGCUUUCCGCUUCUUCUUACAUUCUUGAUUUCCUAUUUUUUAUUAAAUUUUGUGUUAUUGUAACUUUUGUCCUAUAUUUAAUUAUUUGAUCAUGUCUCCAGUUUUAUAAUUCUCAAUUUAAAUCUCAAUAUGCCAUAUUUUGAGCUCAGGGUUCACAAAGAAAUUUGUACUUGAGAUAAUUGCAUUGAUUGUAAAAUUUGGCAUGAAGAGAAUAAAAUUUGGUUGGGAAUAACGUUUGUUUUAAAUUAUCAACCAGUAAUUUUGGAUGUAGAUUACCAUUACUGUCUGUUCAGAGUUUCUACCCAUUUAAGCGAGACCUUACUUUAAUCAUUAGUUCGUCAAGAUUUUUGUCAGGCGUUUAACAGUAAGUGUUAUUUCUUCCCUGUGUUGAAUAAUUGCGAUACAAAUUUUUCUUACUAUCUGUUCUGUAACUAUUAGUAAUAUAUGUUCAGUGGAGUGUAGAAAGGAUUAAUAUGGUCACACUACCAUUUGAAUUUGUAUGAUACAUUCUGGAAACCAUUAGAAGAAAAGGAAGCUUUUGCAGAUUUUGCAAGACUUGUAAAAUAUCCUGGAGAACAAGAGAUCAACAUAUGACAGAAAUGCCUCCACAGAAUUAACCGGCACUAGAUAAAAUAACAAUCAUUAGUGAUUUGUAUUUGAAAGGCUGAAAGUGAAUGCUUCAUAGCAAUUUUUGCAUUUUCUUUUUCUCAUCUUUCUUCCCAAUAGUUGGGUGUAAAUGUUGCUGAAGAAUUCAGUUGACUAAUUUAUUUACUUAAGGAAUAUCCACAUUUGAAACAAGUUGUUUUUUCUGUGUAUUUGAUUCAAUUUACCUAUAAAAAGUUGAAAAAAUGCAGAUGUACAAAGGAAGAUAAUUUUUGAAAGAGAAUUUCACAUCAGAGAGUUACUGGAAUAGUAAUAAUUUGCAAUAAAUCUCUUAUUUCUGUUUGUUUUAAGGCCUCUAUUUUUCUUCAGAGGAAUUUGAAGUAAGACUAUUUUCAUUACUACAUUAAUUUACAUAUUCUCUCUGUCAUCUUUAUUAACAUAUCUGGAUGAAUAAUGUUGGAAAUGCAUACCAUUCAGUUAUUUUUAAUUCACUAAUAAAUACUGCCACACAUUGUGCAUAAUACAUGCUGUUUAUGCUUUAAUGGCAACUGUUAAGAUAUUCCAGAAUUUCCCACACAAUAGAAUCCAGUUGUUAAGAAUGCAAAAGGUUUUAUUAAUGUAUCUAGUAAAGUUCUUGCAGGUUUGAGUAUAGUCUCUUAUAUUACAGCAAUUGUUUCGAAAUUUCUUCCUAAACAACUCUGGAUGUGUAUACACUUAAUUUACUUCUUUUUGAUAAUUGGAUUUGAAUGUUCUUAAGUUUUUCUUGUGUAUUUUUGAUUCGUCAGUAAUUCUUGGCAUUGAACAGGUAAAAAAGAAAUUGCAGGAAAUGAAUACAUACAGCUAAAGCUGUUUCUCUUAGACAAUUUAACAAAAAAUUCAUCUACACUUUUUGAAGAUAUAAAAUAAGUAGAAAUGAUAAUUGAUUUUGAAAAAGUGUACCAAUGCAACCUUAAAAAUUGUUUCGAUAUAAAAAAAUCAACUUGCCCAAUAUACAAUGUUUCACAGAGUAUUACAUUGAAGAAACAUGUGAGUAAAUUAUAGAAAGGUAACAUUUGUACUACAUAUAACUCUGAAGUUGCAUGGAAUAUUGGUUUUUUGCUGUUAUAACAAAAGAAUUCCUAUCAGUACUUAUUACUUCAAAUCUGCAGUAAAGGCGCACUGUAAAUAACUUCAAUAAUUUGUACAAGUUAUUUAAUAUAAUUGGUUGAGUUAUAUUGUUAUGCAUUUUCUGUAUGGGAAUUUUCCAAUAUAAUUUGUAUAACAGAAAAUGGAAAAGAAAUCCUGGCGAAUGAUAAUUUCAUUUUCUAAGACAUACAAACAAAAAAAAUUGUAACUUCUCCAUCUUGUAGAUAUUAUAUUGGUUGUUAGGUCACCAUACCUCAGAACCAUGUAAUAGAAAUUACCUUAUUAAAGGAUUGCAUAAAAUUUGAAUGGUAUCAGUAAAGUCGGUUUGUUUGCAAUAUCAUAACAAAUCACGAAACUUGGUAUCUAAGAUUAUUUCCAAGACCUUAUAUUCAUUAAGUUUGAAGUUGAUUGUCUUUAUAAUUAGAGCAGUUUAAAAACUGUUUCCCCCAUGGAAUCUCAUAAUUUUUCAAUUUUUUCUUUAAUGAUAAACAAUUGUCAUUAGGCUUUUGUAAUAUUUCGUUCAUUGUUUUUUUGAAGUUGCAGACAAUCCUGUAUAUUCCCUAUUGUUUAAACAACUUUGUCAUCUGCAAAUAGCAAAAGAGGUGUUGAUGGCAAAGUAAAUUUAACAUCCUUAAUAAAUAAAAUAAGUGCAAGCCUUAUGGUACUCCCGAGGUUGGAAAAAUGUUUUUAGAAAUGUCAGAUUUAGUCUGGUUAAAUAGUUUUCAAACCAUUUGAGUAGAACACCAUUCCUAUGGAUUUCAACUUAAGAAGCAAAUGUAAGGUAAAUUGAAUCAAUUCUUUUCUUAAAAUCUGUGCAAGACAUAUCAAUUUGAGAAUUCUGUUCAAGGCUUUCAUGUAAUAGCGGUAAUUUGAAUUUUAAGUAAUUCGUAAUGAAUGGGUAGAGAAAUAGUAAAAUGAGAUUUACUCAUUCAGUUAAAAUAUGGUUUAUUUUUUUCUUCAGGAUAAUUUAGCCCCAACAGUUACUAUCCAACCAUUUUCAGUGCAGUAAAUAUUCGGUGAGGAUAUUAAUUGAAAAAUUCCAACUACCACAAUAUUCUCAAACAUUCGAAAGAUCCAAAGCUCCAUGCAUGAAUUGGUCCUGAGGUGGGUCGGUUAUUUGCAAUACAAAUGAUGUAGGUAGCAUUGGUCGUGUCCUAAUACAGCAGUGGAAAUUAGAUAAAGGUCCUAAUGUUACAUGGAGAAAAUAAUUUGUCAGAAAUAUAUGAAUUGUUGAAAAUACA
Molecule: messenger RNA, 3308 nt
Organism: Gryllus bimaculatus (two-spotted cricket)
Lineage: Eukaryota; Metazoa; Arthropoda; Insecta; Orthoptera; Gryllidae
Source: the annotation of a GenBank genome assembly